Messenger RNA from Prorocentrum cordatum, 450 nucleotides. The record is from the annotation of a GenBank genome assembly. NCBI's taxonomy places the organism in Eukaryota, Dinophyceae, Prorocentrales, Prorocentraceae.
AUGGUGAUGCCCAACAUGCUCUUGCAAUCCUUGAUCUUCCUGAUGAGGUUGGAGGUGCUUCUGGAUAUUUGGAUGCGUCUCUCGGUGAAUUUGAGUGCGUUGCUCGUUUCGGCCCUGGCGCUGCAUCCUGUGUUCCUGAUGCCGCCAUCCGCUUCCACAGCGAUUCGGAUCUUACGCCUCAGGAGGAGUAUUGGGAUAAAUGUCAGCCUGCUAGCGAUCCACACCGCUGGCCUGUCGUGGUCGUCCAAGGACGUCCACGUGCUGGAGGUCGCUGUGUUUCUCGGUGACCAGCGGCUCACCUGCCUCCAGCGCCACGUGCUGUUGAACGACCUUGAGGAGUGCGGUUUGUCGGUGUUAUCAUGCUCCACGUGCGGCUUGUGUUUUUUUUCUUCGACGCGGCAGGUGCACUCAGGCCUCAGGUGGUCUCGCCCUCCCCCACCACCUGAGUGA